Anthonomus grandis grandis is the source of this 2110-nucleotide messenger RNA. Its product is annotated as glucose dehydrogenase [FAD, quinone]-like. NCBI's taxonomy places the organism in Eukaryota, Metazoa, Arthropoda, Insecta, Coleoptera, Curculionidae. The record is from RefSeq and is a predicted model, not a curated record. The coding region runs from base 200 to 2044 and encodes 614 amino acids. Gene Ontology annotation, molecular function: flavin adenine dinucleotide binding; oxidoreductase activity, acting on CH-OH group of donors. The transcript is spliced from 8 exons.
UCCAAACAGAUGAAUUACUUUGAAUAUAUUGAGCGAUUCGUCAAAUGACUCUUUUUUCGUAUAAAACCGAGAUUUUCGGUCGAGUAGCCUCCAGUUCUUUUUGCAAAAAUAUCGGUGUAAGUCACCAUGAAUAAUUAAUAAGAUAACGACCAUAUAUAUUCCAGAAGAAUAACCUCCCUAGAAUUAGAAAACCAUCAUCAUGACUCUGAAGGUUUGGUUCUUGGUGCUGUUGGUGCAGUUGCUCAACUGCCACGCCCAACGUCAAAAUGUGGAACAGCUGACCCAGAGGAUCCGAGAUGCCAAAGACAGUGCCAAAAAGUACCAGUUUCCGGUCAAUAACGAGGAGUUUUUCCAAGUGAAAAAGUGCGAUGCGGGCGAGUUCGACUUUAUAAUCGUCGGUACCGGUAGUGCCGGCGGUGUCCUUGCCAACCGACUCACCGAAAUCAAAGAAUGGAACAUACUGGCCCUAGAGGCCGGUCCGGAAACCCCCGAUAUAUCCAACAUAUUGGGCAUGAACAUUUACAUGCACAACAGCCCUUAUAACUGGGGCUACAACACCACCAAACAGAAAAACAUGUGCCUGGGAUCGAAAAAUCAACAAUGCCCAUUCCCCAGGGGUAAAAUGAUGGGCGGUAGUAGCUCCAUUAACUUCGGGAUGUACGUGAGAGGACACCGCGAGGACUUCGAUAGUUGGGAGUACGAGUUCGGCAACCCCGGAUGGAAGUACGAGGACGUGUUGCCGUAUUUCCGGAAACCCGAGCAUGCCACGUUCACUAAGAACAUUGACAGGCCUUACCAUGGACACCAUGGACCACAAAAGGUCGGCAUCCCAAAUGACACUCCUAUAUUGUCUCAGGGGCUAAUUGAUGGGCAUAAGGAACUGGGCAAAAGGGAGCUGGAUUAUAAUGGGAGAGAGCAAAAUGGAGUCAGCAGGCUGCAGUUCUUCCUAGACGGUAACACCAGAUCCAGUUCCAACCAUGCCUUUCUAAAUCCAGUGAGAAACCGUAAGAAUCUGAUGGUCAGCACCGAGUCUCUUGUCACCAAGAUACUGAUCAAUGAAGAAAAGCGAGCUUACGGCGUCCUCUACGUAAAAAAUGGCAUAGAAUGUAUUGCCACAGCCAAAAAAGAGGUCUUGCUAUCCGCAGGUGCCAUUAACUCCCCGCAAGUCCUCAUGCUCUCGGGCGUAGGCCCCAAGGAGGAACUGGAGAAGCACGAGAUCGAACUCGUCCAGGAUUUGCCCGUGGGGAAGUUUAUGCAGGACCAUCAGUUCUUUCCCGGAUUGUUUUACAGGAGCAAACGGAGCUACUAUAAUCAGUCGUUGGAGGAGCAGGUGCGACUGUGGACCAGGAACCAGCGCCCUCUGACGCCCAGUUUAGGUCAACAAGCGGUCAGUUUCUGGAACUUCGAGGGGCCCGAGAGUGGACAACCCGAGGUUGAGUUUUUCUUUUUUGGGCCGCCGAUGUUGUCCGAAGAUUUGGCCCUGUACCUCGGUUACACGGAUGAAUACUUGGAAGUAUUCAAGUCUCUGCAGCAACACAACGACAUCAACGUGAACAUCGAGCUGUUGCAUCCGUUGUCCAGGGGCACCGUGACCCUGCAAUCCAAGAACCCCAUCGAUUUCCCAGUGAUUGACCCGAACUACUUCUCCGAUCCAGAGGGGGUCGACCUGGAGAACAUGUACAGAGGCGUACUGGAAGCACUUAAGUUUAACGAGACCGAAUCGUUCCAGAAAAUGGGCCUGGAACUGUUGGUGUUGCCUUAUCCGACUUGCGACGAUAAGUACAAGCAGCUGAGCAAGGAUUGGUGGUACUGUGCCCUAAAGACGUUGUCCAGCACGCUGUUUCACCCAGUGAGUACCACCAGGAUGGGUCCGGAUCCGGAAACUUCCGUGGUGAAUCACGAGUUGAAGGUGCACGGCAUAAAGGAUCUCAGGGUUGUAGAUGCUGGAGUGUUUCCGGAUCAUAUUUCCGGACAUCCGAAUGCCGCUGUCGUAAUGAUCGCCGAGAAGAUCUCCGAUGAAAUUAAAGAUGAAUAUUUACGUUAAAAACUAUAGUUUUAGUGUCCAAAAAAAAAAAUUUUGUUGUUAAAUAAAUCGAUUUUCGUUGCCUAA